UUUCCAACCUCCAUAAGUUGAUUAACUUGAUUUACACACUUGGCCGAAUUUUCAUUUUCUGUGGUUUCGAUUCUUCUGAGACGCCAAACACACGAUAUAGCUACAAUGAAUCCCGGACAACUUACUCUGCUGGGAUCCAGUUUCUGUGUGAUGCUAACUAUGCAUUUUACAGUACAACUACUCUGGGAACAUUCUUUCUACUGGAAGAAGCCAAAGGAGCAAAAAGCCAUAUUAAUUAUCAUUUUCAUGGCUCCCGUAUAUGCUAUUGUUUCCUUUGUUGGUUUGUUAGAUUUUCAGGGGAGCAAAGCAUUUUUUAUGCUCUUGGAGUCGAUCAAAGAAUGUUAUGAAGCUCUGGUUAUAGCUAAGUUCUUGGCUUUGAUGUAUAGUUACUUGAACAUAUCCAUUAGCAAAAAUAUAGUUCCUGAUGAAAUCAAAGGAAGACAAAUUCACCAUUCAUUCCCCAUGACUCUCUUCCAGCCUCACACUGUCCAUUUGAACCAUCAUACAUUGAAGCUUCUCAAGUACUGGACAUGGCAGUUUGUUAUAGUCCGCCCUGUGUGCUCCAUCUUGAUGAUAACUCUUCAAGUUCUUAGGACAUACCCCAGUUGGGUCAGCUGGACAUUCACCAUCAUCCUAAACAUUUCAGUUUCGGUGGCUUUAUAUUCUCUUGUGCUGUUUUACCAUGUCUUUGCCAAAGAGUUGAAACCACACAAACCUCUUGCCAAGUUCUUGUGUGUUAAAGGAAUUGUAUUCUUCUGUUUUUGGCAGGGAGUCUUGCUCGAUAUUCUUAUGGCAAUGGGCAUGAUCAAAUCUCAUCAUUUCUGGCUAGAAGUAGAGCAAAUUGAAGAAGCCCUACAGAACGUGAUGGUGUGUGUGGAGAUGGUUUUCUUUUCCAUUUUCCAGCAGUAUGCAUUCAAUGUAGCACCAUACAGAGAUGAUACAACAUCAACCAUGAAAUCAGACAAGAAAAAAGAUUGAUUUAGAAACCAAAUAUGGAGAUCCUUCUACUGUUGGAUUUGGGUAUCAAUCUUUACUUGUUGCAUUAUGUACAUUGGUCAUAUAUGGUCACUUAAUAGUCUGUAUUUAUAACUCAAAGGAAGCUGAAGGUAUCAAAUAAGAAAUAUGUACCCAUAAGGCAGCUGUUUUCAUGUAGGUAUCUUGGAACAAUUCCUUGCUCUGCCCAUGCUUUUGUUUCUUCCAUUUUGAAUGAAAUGCCUUCUUAUCAUUCAUUGUUAC
This is a messenger RNA of Vitis riparia (riverbank grape), 1236 nucleotides long. RefSeq names its product transmembrane protein 184C-like. NCBI's taxonomy places the organism in Eukaryota, Viridiplantae, Streptophyta, Magnoliopsida, Vitales, Vitaceae. Gene Ontology annotation, biological process: transport. Gene Ontology annotation, molecular function: transporter activity. Bases 106 to 978 code for a protein of 290 amino acids. The record is from RefSeq and is a predicted model, not a curated record. The transcript has 5 exons.